CAGAGUGAGUUUAGACUACGUCGUCGUGAGAGAUGUUUUGUUCUUCGAGGUGACCUCCGGCAACCGGCACACUGGAGCGUAGCAGACGACAAAAACCGAAAUGUAAACAGACACAUCACCAAAUAAACCAAAACAAAAAAACUGAGAUAGGUAUAUCUUGAGCGAGAAAAGGUGUAGCCAAAAGUCAAAAGUGGUGGUGUUGACAUGUCUUACCUGGGAUCUCUGAUGUCCAAUCCACAUGUUGGAACGCCGCUACCUGAUAAUGGUGGAAAACAAGAAGACGCUGUAAUAGUAAAAGGCGUUUAUGAUUACUUUCAUUACAACUGUGAUGGCUUUAAUGAUGUGGGUUGGGGCUGCGGCUACAGAACUCUCCAAACUAUAUGCUCAUGGAUUUUACGAAGUCAGAACAAAGAGUAUUCCCAAUCUUCCGUUCCAAGUAUUCCUGAGAUCCAGAAAAUCCUCGUAGAUAUUGGAGAUAAGCCAGAAAAUUUUUAUUGUUCACGUGAAUGGAUUGGUAGCAUUGAGGUGGGAUAUGUUCUUAAUAAGUUUAAUGUGGAUUUUCGUAUACUUCAUGUGACUGGGAAUUGUGAUUGGGCGCCUCAAUUAGGAAAGCUCUCUCAACAUUUUCAAGAAGGAGGUUGUCCAGUAAUGAUGGGUGGCAAAACUGAUGCUGCAGCAAAAUGUGUCAUUGGAACUUACAAAGAUGAUCAUCUACUAAUUUUGGAUCCUCACCUUACAGGCCGGGCUUCAAUGACCAGAAAAUUGAUAUCGUGGCAUUCUACAAAAGACUUUCCAACUGGUCUCGACAACUUUUACAACUUGUGUAUUCCACUUCUACAGUGGCAAUCCUGAAUCUCAAUAAAGAAAUAUUUCAAUGCACAUGGUUGACUUCUUAAAUAGGUAAUUUAUCAGAGACCCUAUGACAAAUGUUAUUUUUUAAAUUUGUUACACAUAUAUUUCUGUGUUUGAGAUAGUUUUAAGAUGAUUCUAGCCAGAUGAGAAUUGCAAUCAUUUGGGACUGUUGUUAUGAUAAAAGUUUGUUGAUGUUGAUAAUGUCUAUCGAUCAUAUAUCUACACCACAUGAUUGUCUCCAGGGUGUAAAAAAUCUGAUCUCCUGUAUGUGAAGUAUAAAAAGCUGAAAAAGUAGGAAAGUAGUGGGACAUUUCCAUAGAUCA
Molecule: messenger RNA, 1175 nt
Organism: Frankliniella occidentalis (western flower thrips)
Lineage: Eukaryota; Metazoa; Arthropoda; Insecta; Thysanoptera; Thripidae
Gene: Ufsp1
Product: ufm1-specific protease 2
Exons: 5
Coding region: 205-852 (215 amino acids)
Source: RefSeq, a predicted model, not a curated record